CGCUAAUUGGUCUCUGCAGGCGGCUGGCGGGAGCCCCGAGUCAUCCGCUUAGAGCCCCGCGCCCCUCCCGCGCCGCCGCCGUCAUCUCCGCACCCCUCGCGGUGCCGGGGGCCCGGCCGCCACUGCCGGCGGAGACAUGGGGCGCGGCCCGCGGGGGACCCUGGCGCUGGCGCUGCUGCACCUCUGCCUGGCCCAGGCCAACUUCGCGCCCCACUUCUUGGACAACGGGGUCGGCAGCACCAACGGAAACAUGGCUCUGUUCAGCCUCCCGGAGGACACCCCUGUAGGCUCUCAUGUGUACACCUUGAACGGGACAGACCCUGAGGGCGACCCCCUCACCUACCACAUCACCUUUGACCCCAGCUCUAGAAGUGUCUUUUCGGUGGACCCCAAUUUGGGAAACGUCACUCUGGUGGAAGAGCUGGAUCGAGAGAGGGAGGAUGAAAUUGAAGCCAUCAUCAGCAUUUCCGAUGGCCUGAACCUGGUAGCAGAAAAAGUCGUCGUCCUGGUCACUGAUGCCAAUGACGAGGCGCCCAGGUUCAUCCAGGAGCCUUAUGUGGCUCAGGUUCCUGAGGACACACCUGCUGGGAGCAGUAUCCUUACAGUGCAAGCAGUGGACAAGGACACAGGUUCUGGAGGGAGUGUCAACUACUUCCUACAGAACCCACACUCCACCAAAUUCACCCUGGACCGCCACAGCGGGGUGCUGCGCCUCCAGCCCCGGAGCACCCUGGACUACGAGAAGGCCCGGGCCCACUUCGUCACUGUGGUUGCCAAGGAUGGCGGAGGGAGGCUGCGAGGGGCUGAUGUGGUGUUCUCCGCCACCACCACCAUCACAAUCAAUGUGGAGGACGUGCAGGACAUGGCCCCUGUCUUCGUGGGCACCCCUUACUAUGGCUAUGUGUAUGAGGACACUCUUCCAGGCUCAGAAGUACUGACGGUGCUUGCUAUUGAUGGAGAUCGGGGCAAACCCAACCGCGUUGCCUACAGCCUCGUGAAUGGGAGUGAAGGAGCCUUUGAAAUUAAUAAGACAUCUGGAGCCAUCUCCGUCACGCAGAGUCCCGCCCAGCUCCCAAAGGAGGUGUAUGAACUGUUUGUGCAGGUAACUGAGGUCAGCGCUGCAGGGAUCCCAGCUGCCCAGGCCAUGGCCCCUGUCACCAUCAGGAUCGUGGACCUGAACAACCAUCCACCUACAUUCUAUGGCGAGAAUGGACCCCAGAACAGAUUUGAGCUGUCCAUGUACGAGCACCCACCCCAGGGAGAGAUCCUGCGGGGGCUCAAGAUCACUGUCAAUGACUCAGAUCAGGGAGCUAAUGCCAAAUUCAACUUACGGCUGGUGGGCCCUGGGGGCAUCUUCCGAGUGGUCCCGCAGACAGUCCUAAAUGAAGCCCAAGUCACAAUCAUCGUGGAGAACUCAGCUGCCAUUGACUUUGAAAAGUCUAAGGUGUUAACCUUCAAGCUCCUAGCCAUUGAAGUGAAUACCCCAGAAAAGUUCAGCUCCACAGCAGAUGUCUUGAUCCAGCUCCUGGACACCAAUGAUAAUGUCCCCAAGUUCACUUCCCAGUACUACAUUGCCAGGAUCCCUGAGAACACCCCGGGGGGCUCCAAUGUGAUGGCUGUCACAGCUGUGGAUCCGGACACAGGUCCUUGGGGCGAAGUCAGAUACUCUAUCUAUGGAUCCGGGGCAGAUCUCUUCCUAAUCCAGCCAACCACUGGGAUCAUUUAUACUCAGCCCUGGGCCAAUCUGGAUGCUGAGGUCACGGCCAGGUACAAUUUCUAUGUGAAGGCAGAGGAUAUGGAGGGCAAAUCCAGCCUGGCCGAGGUGUUUGUCACUCUGCUGGAUGUCAAUGACCACUACCCUCAGUUUGGAAAGAGCAUCCAAGAGAAGACAAUGGUGCUGGGAACCCCAGUGAAAAUUGAGGCCACAGACCAGGACGCUGAGGAACCCAACAACUUAGUGGAUUAUUCUAUCACACAUGCAGAGCCGGCCAAUGUAUUUGACAUUGAUGCCCGCACAGGGGAGAUUCGGCUCAAGAACUCUAUCCGCUCCCUGGACGCCCUGCACAACAUCACUCCCCACGGGGACCGUACAUGGUCCCUGGAAGUGCAGGCCAAGGACCGUGGCUCCCCAUCCUUCAGCACCACGGCCUUACUCAAGAUUGACAUCAUAGACACGGAGACACUGUCUCCGGACCCCAUGGCUGCCUUCCUGAUGCAGACCAAAGACAACCCCAUGAAGGCCGUGGGCGUAUUGGCAGGCGUCAUGGCCACCAUCGUGGCCAUAACCGUCCUCAUCUCCACCGCCACCUUCUGGCGCAACAAGAAGUCCAACAAGGUCCAGCCGGUGAGGCGAGUGCUCCGCAAGCGGCCCCGGCCUGCUCCCCGCACGGUCCGCAUCGAGUGGCUCAAGUUCCGAAGGACCAAGGCGGCGGCCAAGUUUGUGCUCAAAGAGGAUCCUCCCAAUGAGAACUGCAACAACAACAGCCUUGGAAGCGUGCUGCCCCCCAGAGCCCCUCCACUCCCGCCACCGCCCAGCGCGGCGCCCAACCUAGGCCUGCCCCCCUGGACGGUGCCUACGGUCUCUGGCUCCCUCACUCCUCAGCAGCCCCUGCAUUCACCCAGGCCCACAUCCUUUGGAAGCCCUGUGCAUUCAGCUCUGGUGUCUGAGCUCAGGCAAAAGUUUGAGCAGAGAUCAGACAACAAGGCCUACUUCUAGAGUG
Sorex fumeus (smoky shrew) is the source of this 2720-nucleotide messenger RNA. RefSeq names its product cadherin related family member 1 (gene CDHR1). The transcript has 17 exons. The record is from RefSeq and is a predicted model, not a curated record. Lineage: Eukaryota; Metazoa; Chordata; Mammalia; Eulipotyphla; Soricidae. Bases 137 to 2716 code for a protein of 859 amino acids. Gene Ontology annotation, biological process: homophilic cell-cell adhesion. Gene Ontology annotation, cellular component: catenin complex; plasma membrane. Gene Ontology annotation, molecular function: cadherin binding; calcium ion binding.